This is a messenger RNA of Rubroshorea leprosula, 1507 nucleotides long. The record is from the annotation of a GenBank genome assembly. Lineage: Eukaryota; Viridiplantae; Streptophyta; Magnoliopsida; Malvales; Dipterocarpaceae.
ACUUUUUAUUCUGUAUUCAUAUGGACUUUACGUUGAAAGUGGCAGUUUUCCUCACUUUGGCUUUUGUUUCAUCUAUACCAGUGCAGCCUGUUUCUGGAGUUAGCAACUCACAAUUGUCAGGUAGGAAGAAAAGGGACUCGUAUGGAAAUGAGGAUAUUGUCACUAACUUGCCUGGCCAGCCAGCUGUAGACUUCCGGUAUUACGCUGGUUAUGUCAACGUGAAUGAAAAGAAUGGAAGAGACUCUUUUAUUGGUCCUGGGUGCUCGUCCGUUGGAUAUGGAGCAACACAAGAGAUUGGUCCUUUCCUAGUGGACAUUGAUGGAAAUGGAAUUAAGUUUAAUAAUUUCUCAUGGAAUAAAGAAGCUAACAUGUUAUUCCUGGAGUCUCCAAUUGGGGUUGGCUUUUCAUACACAAAUACAUCGACUGAUUAUGAUAAUCUAGGAGAUGGCUUCACUGGAAAAUAUGUACCAGAGCUAGCUGAACUCACCAUUGACAAGAACAAUGAUCCCUCCCCUUAUAUUGAUUUGAAGGAAUAUCCUUUUUGUCAACAGCUGGGAAAUCCUGAAACAUCUUCUGCUGAAGAUUGGGAAGGAAUAGUGGAUUAUGGUUGGAGUCAUGCUGUGAUAUCUGAUGAAACACAUAGAAUAAUCAGUGAAAACUGUGACUUUAACAGCAGUGAUACAUGGAGCAAUCCACAUUGUAAGGAAGCUGUGGAUGAAUUAUUCAAACAGUAUAAGGAGAUUGAUAUCUACAGUUUAUACACCCCAGUUUGCGUUGGUUCAGAUAAUAAGUCAAUGAAAGUUGUAAUGAAGCAAGCGUCCAACAUGGUGAUCAUUUAUUCACCUCUUUGCCCAGGAUCCUGGGAGGUUAUGAUCCAUGCAUGGAUAAUUAUGCAAAAGCUUUCUACAAUAGACCCGAUAUUCAAGAGGCACUCCAUGUUAGCAAUGGUCACCAGCUCAGAAACUGGAGCAUAUGCAAAAUCAGAUUCAGAAAACUCUGUUCUUCCAAUAUACAAAAAGCUUAUUGCAGUUGGAGUUAGAAUAUGGGUCUACAGUGGAGACACAGAUGGAAGGGUUCCUGUUUUGUGCACACGGUACAGCUUAAGCUCCUUGGGACUGCCUGUUCUUCGGGCAUGGAGACCCCCGUACCACCAGAAGCAGGUCAGUGGUUGGCUUCAAGAAUACAAAGGGCUAACUUUUGCAACAUUUAGAGGGGCUGGGCAUGCAGUGCCCUGCUUCAAACCAAGCAGCUCACUUGCAUUCUUCAAAUCCUUUCUCCUUGGAAAAUCUCCACCUUCAUCUCGAUAAUCCGUUUAGUUAACUGAUCCUCAAGGAUUGUGCUUCUAUAGGUAAUAGGGUCUUAUGUGAGUGUUGUUCUCCCAUCGAAAAUAGUUUCCUUAACUUACUGUGUUUGCUUAUGGAAAUCAUAUGAAUUUUCUGUAUGUGGUGUCUUAGAAUACAUUAUAGACUUGCAAAAUACGAGGAGGCAAUAAAACAGUUGGUCUGUC